Dunckerocampus dactyliophorus (ringed pipefish) is the source of this 1673-nucleotide messenger RNA. RefSeq names its product solute carrier family 25 member 47a (gene slc25a47a). Bases 125 to 1036 code for a protein of 303 amino acids. Gene Ontology annotation, biological process: transport. Gene Ontology annotation, molecular function: transmembrane transporter activity. The record is from RefSeq and is a predicted model, not a curated record. Lineage: Eukaryota; Metazoa; Chordata; Actinopteri; Syngnathiformes; Syngnathidae. The transcript has 6 exons. Gene Ontology annotation, cellular component: mitochondrion.
GACACUCCUCCUCCGCUGUCAUGUAAUCAGUCAAGGUGACGCCGAUGCAGAGAACGAGAAAAAAGCAGCAUGGCCACAAGACGUCCAGCAAGAACAACAUGCCGGUCGCUUAUAUUCUGACACGAUGCACAUCGCCGACUUCGUGUCCGGCUCGUUGGCAGGAGCCUGCGGCGUGGCGGUGGGAUACCCUCUGGACACUGUCAAGGUGCGGAUCCAAACCCAAAAACAGUUCACUGGAAUAUGGCAAUGUGUGGUGGCCACCUUUUCCAAAGAAGGGGUGCACGGCUUCUUCAAAGGCAUGUUGCUACCCGUCACCACCAUCUCCAUGACGUCCUCCGUGGUGUUCGGCACCUACAGGAACUGUCUGCAGUGUCUGAAGCAGGCCAGAGGAGACGCUCACGGCCCCAACACCAAACUGGAAGUCUUCCUCUCCGGCCUGGCAGGCGGAAUAAUGCAGACCUCAGUGAUGUCUCCAGGCGACAUCGUCAAAGUGCGUCUUCAGUGUCAGACAGAGUCCAUGAGGCGAGGAGGCGGCUCGGCCAAACCCAAGUACCGUGGCCCAAUCCACUGCCUGCUGAGCAUCGUCAGAGAGGAGGGCGUCCGGGGGCUCUACAGGGGGGCUGCGGCUCUCAUGCUGAGGGAUGGGCCGUCCUUCGCCACCUACUUUUUGACGUACAGCAGCGUUUGUGAUUGGCUGACUAAGAGCGGCAACGAGAAGCCAGCCUGGAGCGUGGUGAUGCUGGCCGGAGGCGUGGCGGGAAUGGCGGGGUGGACCGUCGGUACGCCCAUGGACGUCAUCAAAGCCCGCCUGCAGAUGGAUGGCGCCCGGGAGAGGAAGCGCUACCGAGGUUUUUUCCACUGCAUUACGGAGACGGCGCGCACCGAGGGCCCCGCCGUCUUCUUCCGGAGCCUGGGCAUCAACUGCCUGCGCGCCUUCCCCGUCAACAUGGUGGUGUUUGUCAUGUACGAGCUGCUCACCGGCCUCCUGAGAGCCACGCCCGACAGCAUGGACACCCCUCGGGUCGGCCUGGAAUAACAGAUUCCCACAUUUUCAAUCAUAACAUGUUUAAAUAUUGUCGACAGGCAAUGUCGCAAGUAACAUAUGGUCAAGUACGUGCAAAAACAAUGGUCAUCAUGGUAGGUUUGCGCCUGUCCUUUUAUGAUGUGUAGCGAAGCCUAUGGAAGGAGGUUUUCUCCUUCAUGAAAAGCUGCAAGUUCAAACAACAAGCAAGGAAGACGAUAUAUUUAUAUCACGUGCCUCAUGUACUGUUAGUACAAGUUUACUUGUUUUUACACUUUUAUGACACGUAAUGUUAAAAUGUUACUUAAAACAGGACUAAUACAUACUAUUACAUGUUUUUGCUUCCAUUGUAGCAUCACGAGCUCAGGUACACAAAAGCACUUGUACUGUACACGAACCAGUAACCACAUGGGGCCGCUAGAGGGCGUCCGUCCACCAGCCAAUUGUUGCUGGAACAAGUUGAACAAGCUGACCGACGAACUAGGAACUAUGCAUGUUUCUUUCUUUCUUUUUUUAAACCAUUGCAUAAAAGCAUGUAGCCUUAUCAUUGUAGACGGAAUGUUGGAUGUAGCAGAGUAAAAAGUAUUUUUUGCAUGUAUAUGACACUAACGAAAUGUGCCUUUUAAUAAUAAUAAAGUGAUAAAUCUUUGAA